This is a messenger RNA of Electrophorus electricus (electric eel), 2976 nucleotides long. NCBI's taxonomy places the organism in Eukaryota, Metazoa, Chordata, Actinopteri, Gymnotiformes, Gymnotidae. The record is from RefSeq and is a predicted model, not a curated record.
CCGCACUUGUCCGUUUGUAAUUAGAGCGGUGAUGACCGAGCGUGCGCGCGGAUACUGUGCUCCGCAGAGUUCACUGGAAGGAGUUGAGCAAGACUGUCAUUUCAAAGCGGAUCUUUUAAAAAUAGCCCAUCAUAUGUUUCCGUUUCAAAUGUGAAACUCAAACCCCACACCCCCCGACACGCUCACUCAUAAACACAUUCGGAGAUCGAGAGGUUUUUCAGGAUUAAUGUGGAUCUGUAUUUUAGAGAAGACUCAAAUACAGUCGUGAUUUGUGGUAUUUCAAAAGGACGUGCCAGCAGGGCAGUUUGCCAGCAGGGCAGUAAGGCUGAGAAGUCACGUUGCUGCAGAAUACACCUGAACUGGGAUGUGACUUAGUCACGCGCUUCUACAGCCGAACGGCACGGGUUCUGUUAAUUACGCUGCUCGUGCCUUGACUCGGGGAGAGGGCGAAUGCAUUCAGAUCUGACCUUUCCAACCCCCUGGAAUGAAUGUGGUGGUUUAAAUAUCCGCCUUUGCAGACUUAAACUAGAAGACUCCUGGAACUUCAGAAGCACCUUGCUCGUGCGUCUGAUAUAGGAAACGUUCUUUGCAAACCUUGUGUACCACGCUGAACAUGGGAUUACAUCUACAUCCUUAACCCCAGCCACGCAUGUCACACGAUGCUCACGAGGGUGGCGCCACAUCUGGCUGUUAUGACUGCUGGUCAGAAACAGUCAGAUUUCCUCCUCCUUACGUGAAAGGAUACCGUGCAAAGUUUCUGCAGAACACUGCACAACGCUAAUGUGCCGGUUAGACACGCAUGCAUGUAGAAACCAGGAAGCUAUUUUAAAAAGGUUUGCCAUGGGUCUGAAAGCACAAGCUACGAUGACGUUGAACAACCGGGAGGCUUACCUAAAUGCAUAAAGGUCUGUCAGGCUUAAUGGCCUAUUGCAACGGUAUUCAUGCCAGUUGGAAAUUUAGGUUCGGGGUUAAUUUGGCUUUAAGAAGACAGCUGUUCUCUGGACUUGUCCUGUUCUAGGGCGAGUGCGCAAGCCCACGUGACCAUUACAUCAAGGAUCUGUUGUUGCUUUUAUGUAGCAGUCAUAAUUACUGCAGACUGCUGUAAGCGUAUGAUAUCUGUAAUAUUAAUUCACAUGACGCAGCAUCAGCGUGUAAUGGUAUAUGGUUGCUGCUGUUCGCCGACACAGAGAGGUGUUGGCCUUGCCCACGCGAAUGCGCGCCAGGUGUAAGCGUGCCAAUGAAAGGGGCGUGGUUUACCUGCUCGAGCUGUGCCAUAUAAGUGACCCAGCGCGUGCGCUUCCCUUCACUGCUGGAGGGAGAAAAUGAGAGCAGCGCGCGCGCUACCGAACGGUUUGCUUUUGAACGGGCCGCUUAUCGCGUGAAGUUUGAGCUCGUAAACUCUUCAACCAUGAGCACGGGCACACCGUACAUCGGGAGUAAAAUAAGUCUGAUCUCAAAGGCCCAGAUUCGCUACGAAGGGAUAUUGUACACGAUUGACACCGACAACUCUACAGUGGCCUUGGCGAAAGUGCGCUCCUUCGGCACGGAGGGUAGACCCACCGACAGGCCCGUUCCGCCUCGGGACGAGGUUUUUGACUACAUAAUCUUCAGAGGAAGUGACAUCAAAGACAUCACUGUUUGUGAACCCCCCAAGCUGCACCAUGGUUUGCCGCAAGAUCCUGCAAUCGUUCAGUCCUCGGUGGGUGGCUCCUACGGGCCCCAGGGAGCUUAUAGUCCCUACAGAAGCAUGAUGCCAUCCUACAACCCGCUUGCUGCCAGCACGCUCCUCAGCCAGCAGUACGUGGCAGCUCUGGGCCUGGGUCUACAGGGGUCUCUGAGAAGGGCCCCAACGGUGGAGCAGGCUGUCCAGACUGUGCCCCCUGAGGGAGCUGCUCCAAAGAAAGGUUUGCUUGCGCCACCACAGCAAGCGAGGGAGGCUGUCGGACCACCGAGAUCCAGCAGGGGUAGCCCUCAGACGCGCAGGACCACUGAACUCGGGAACGCAUCGACCACUCAAAGUGACAUGCAGGGAACAAGCCAAGCCAACGAUGAGAACAGACCUCCGCAGCGGAGGAGACAAGGGAGUCGCAGGUCGAGGAAUCGUGGACGAGGCCAGAUCAUCGUGGGCAACACCAAGCCAACCACCCUUCAGUUUGAGUCAGACUUUGACUUUGAAACGGCUAAUGCCCAGUUCAACAAAGACGCCCUUUCAAAGGAACCCCGGGACGACCAGAAUGUCAAAGACACUGAAGAGAUGAAGACUGGCGACGGACCAGCAGAGGAGGAGCUCCUGGGCUCCAAGUGCUUUUACAACAAGGCAAAAAGUUUCUUUGACAACAUCUCUUCAGAGCUGAAGACGCACAACAUGGGCAGAAGAACGCAAGCUGAACGUGGAGACUUUUGGAGUGCCGGGUCGCUUCCUCCGGGGCCGUGGCUUCAGGGGUGGUUACCGAGGGCAACGGGGCAGAGGGCUCGUUCAGCGUUUUGCCCCCCUGCCAGCAGUGGGUAGCGGCAGACUGUGAGACUGGCAGAUAUUGAUGCCUCGGCAGACUGGGCAGACUGGUGCCAGACUGGUCAGCUUUCCUCUCCGGUUGAGGCUCUUUCAACUAAUCAGUUUUGUUUUGGUUUUUGUUUUUUUUGUUUUUUCUCCCCCCGCCCCCCUCUAAUUGGCUCAUGCACUAUUGCUAAUUGUUGGCUAUUGGUUAACGUAUAAUAUGAACAGAUUUGCACAGAAACUGAAAUGCACGGUUACCUCAAUCAUGUCUUUAAUUCCAAAUAAGGCACUUUUUUUAUUUGUACUGAUGUAAAUAUUACUGGAGUUUCAGAAUGUGAAUUUAAAACUGACUAUGCCAGGUUUUGGCAUACGAUCCCCAAACAUUGAUUUAAGAGCCUUUUCGUUUCUUUUUGAUUUAAGCAUAAAUGGGGACUUUGUAUAAAAAAGAACCAUUGUUAAUAAAAUGUGAAAUGGCUCAUUAA